Messenger RNA from Fusarium venenatum, 1701 nucleotides. RefSeq lists its product as uncharacterized. NCBI's taxonomy places the organism in Eukaryota, Fungi, Ascomycota, Sordariomycetes, Hypocreales, Nectriaceae. The record is from RefSeq and is a predicted model, not a curated record.
AUGCUCUGGCGUCAAGAACCCCGUGGGUAUGAUCCCAAAGAUUUCCCCAACUACAAGCUUUAUCAGAAUCAUGAGACUGGCUUCCAGCAACUAUUGAAGCAGUGGCCUGCCAUCUUCACAUUUAUCGCAUGGUCUUUCACCUUUUUGUUUUCCAUCCUCACCAUCAUCAACGAGUGGUUCUGGAUGAUCAUUCGCGAUCCUUUUCAAUACGGCAAGGCGAAUGCCUGGAUCAUCAAGCAGUAUCAUGGAUGCCCUACUGUUUUUCAGAUGACCUAUGGAGCUAUCCUCACUGUAUGGUUCUUCAGCAUUUUCUACCGCGUCGUUGUUGCGAUUUGCGACGUUCUACUUUAUACCUACAACGAUCCUGUGUGGGCUUACAAUCAGGUCUUGACUAUCUCAUUCUACGUUGAGGAUAUUUUCUUUAGCGGCAGCACUCUGAUCACUUGUACCAUCUUUAACUUCGCUUACUCUUUCAUCGUACUUCUCCACGACAUGUCGGUCCACUCCCUCAGUGGAGCGAUCGUCUUGCUCAUCGCGGUUGCCCUCUUUCAGUUACACCAUUAUCUUUUCGUUUACAACCCCGAAGCCACAAAAGAAUCCCCUGAGCCGCUCAAAGGAAUUCUCAAGGAUUCAUCAGUGGACACAGUACAGUCCCCAAAGAUGAGCAUGGGGAGCUACCAAGUACCUACACCUCCUACGGGAUCUUCGCUCCAGAGAAUACCAUACGACCCACCAUGGCGAAGCAGCCCAGGACGCUGCUUCCGAGUCCCUACUACACCCUCAACUGGAUCGACUACAUCAUCGUCCCCUGAUCCUACUCCUUUUCGACGACGCCCUAGCCCUAAAUCUAACAAACCUCAUGGAGCCUCAUAUGUCACAGUGCCACCUGCAUCUGUCGAAAAACUCCGUGCUGAUGGCUACGGAGUCCCAGAGCCCACCAGAGAGACAACUUACUCCUGGGACUCACCCACCAGCGACGAACGUCUUGCUCAGCUCCGGCGACGAGCCCAGCUCCGCGUCAGACCCAGCCCUACCAAGUUCAAGGAAGUUGAGCAACACAAGGCUGAGGCUGAAGAAGAGGCUAGAUUUGUCCAUUCUAUCGUCCCUAACAAGACCCAGUGGGUUUAUUCCUCUCUUGAUGUUGUCAAGCGACGAAUGGUAAGCAUUACCGACGAAGUCACAGAGCUCCGCACAAAGGUCGACUCGUUCAACGAAGCAGGCAUCGUUAGACGUAUCCCAGAGCCUUCAGAUGAUCUGGAAGCAUCACCCCGAACCCAGAAGCGCGAAGCCACUCUGACCGAGAGAGAGCGCAUCAAAACCGCCAUGACUCAUUACGUACCCGAGAUCGAGAACGCCGCAAUGGCCAUUCUGAAGCAACAGCAUGGUGUCGAGGAGCUGCUGGCCCGAGUCCAGAAUCUUAUUGCCAAAGCUGGUAAAGCAGGAUGCGCCGUCUCCCGUGCCAUAUUGGGUGAAGUGGAGGACAACAGAGUCAAGGUCAAGAACAUGUUUGGCGAUGCCAGACAGACACUGAUCAAAGCCCGAUCAACCGAAGAGCUUUGCGAAGGUCGUCGCGUGAAGCUGACGGAAGAAGCCAACAGAUUGAAGCGUCUGGAUCGAGCUCACCUGCUCUUGUUGGAGAUCAACGCCAAGAAGCGUGAGAUAGAAAUGCACCGAUCGGUGAUCGCAAUCGAGAGUCGGUAA